UUACCCAACGCUAUACCUCCACCUUAUAACCACUCCCAGCCAUGGCUCUUAAGCUUGCCUUUGCGGUUCUCUUGUGUGUGAUUCCCCAUAUCUCCGGUCAUGGCUACCUCAGUAUUCCACCCGCACGAAACUAUUGUGGUGCCUUGAAAGAUAAGGGCCCCUGUGUAAGAAACUGGACUCCCAAUGAGCUUAACUGCGGCGGGUUUGUCUAUCAGUGGCGAGAAGCUGGAGGGAAGUGUGGAGUUUGCGGAGACCCUUACGGGAAGACUCAGAGGCACACUGAGGGAGGGGAGUUUGCGAAAGGUGUCAUUACUGGGAGGUACAAAAAAGGCCAGGAGAUCACAGUAGAGGUGACGGUCACGGCUAACCAUUUGGGCUGGUUUGAGUUCCGGGUUGGUGAUAUUGGGACACCCCCCAUCACCGAAGAGAAACUCAGCUAUGUGUUGACGCAGAAGGACGGCAGCAAGCGAUGGAAGCUGACAAACCCUAAAACGGGCAAAUACAAGAUAACUCUCCAGCUACCUUCGGACCUAACGUGCAAGCGAUGUGUGCUCCGCUGGGGGUGGAACACCGGGAACAGCUGGGGGUGUGAUGACGAAGGUUGCGGCCUCGGGCAUGGAGCUCAGGAGUCUUUUGUCAACUGCGCCGAUAUCAGCAUUGAAUAAUAGAGAUAGGCGUGGUUUAUAUGGUUAAGAAUAAAGCAUCUUAAUAUUUUA
Molecule: messenger RNA, 716 nt
Organism: Nematostella vectensis (starlet sea anemone)
Lineage: Eukaryota; Metazoa; Cnidaria; Anthozoa; Actiniaria; Edwardsiidae
Exons: 3
Coding region: 42-665 (207 amino acids)
Source: RefSeq, a predicted model, not a curated record